AAUUCACGGACGGGAAGUAGCUGGACACCCACCUUACAAAUCAGAUGCGUGCUCUUGAAUGCAGUUAAACCCUUUAAUUUGGUCGGAACAAUAUUUUCUUUACAGUAUUUGUGUCGCUAAACACCAGCGGCUUCCACGCAUAUAGUAACAACUGACGUACAGUGUGACGUAUCACUGUUGUUAAAGUGAAUCAUCUUUACGGUAGGGAUGCUGAGCUUUAGGCAGGAGGCCUGAAACCAUCAUUUCUCCAGCAUAUCAUUCAUCCAUCAUCCUCCCGGCGCGAUGGAGGAGAUUCUCCGCAAGCUCCAGAAGGACGCGUCGGGCAGCAAACAUAAAGCGAUGCGGGACGCGUGCGGCGUCGCGCGCGAGACCCUUCAAGCUCAGAAUGGAUCAGUUAAAACACCUCCAUCUAAACUCAGAGAGAAGUGUUUAUUCCCUCUUCGGCUGGCACUGGAGUCUAAAAACACUAAACUGGCUCAGACUGCCCUCACUGGAAUGCAGAAGAUCCUGUGUGAGGAUUGCUUUGCUGCUGUGGAGAGCGAGGGCCCAGAGAAGCAGCUCCUGAGUCAGAUCCUGGAGGCCAUCAGGGUGACGCCCGCCUUACAUGAAGACCUGCAGGUGGAGGUCAUGAAGGUCCUGCUUUGUGUCACCUACUCCUCUACAUUUGAGAUCAAUGGACACAACAUGCUGAGAAUUGCUGAGGUGUGUAUCGAGACGUACAUAUCGAGUUGUCAUCAUCGCAGUAUCAACACAGCGGUCAGGGCCACUCUCAGCCAGAUCCUCGGAGACCUCGCCCUACAACUACGCCAUAGACAAGAAAACACAGGUUUUGAUGGCGAGGAACGUUGCAUUCCUGUGCACCAGCGCAAAGAUGUCUCUCCUACUACUGAUGCGCUGUAUGAAGAUGUUGUUAUGGUGCUCACUGUUUUCUGUGACAAACUGGAGUCUGUCUCAAAUGAAAACCAGCUGCUGCAGUUGUUGUACCUGGAGUGUAUUCUGUCUAUGCUGAGCAGCUGUCCUCCCACAAUGCACCUGCAUCGUAAUUUCACUGACCUCAUCUGGAAGCAGUUGUGUCCAACUCUGGUGGUGAUUAUGGGAAACCCCGCGAGUGAUAAAAGCAUCAGCUCUGCCCACGGUGCGCAGUCUCAGGACUCAGACGCGGCCCCAGGGACAGGGGUCUCGGACCAGGGCCGGGGUUCUGGCUGCUCGUCGAGCGCUCCCGGCAUGAUCGGGCCCGUCGUUCGCACCAUCUGCUAUGUGGCCGCAGAGUUAGUCCGUCUGGUGGGCUGUAUCGAGUCCAUGAAGCCGGUGUUGCAGUCCCUGUACCACCGUAUUCUGCUCUACCCCCCACCCCAGCACAGAGUGGAGGCCAUUAAGAUUAUGAAGGAGAUUGUGGGAAGCCCCCAGCGCUUGUUUGACCUGGCUGGUCCAUGCGUCAUUGAACCUGAGACGAGAAAGAGGUCUUUCUCAAAAAGGAAGUCGCAUCUUGAUCUUCUCAAACUGGUAAUGGAUGGUAUAACGGAAGCAUGCAUGAAGGGUGGAAUUGAGGCGUGCUACUCGUCCGUCUCCUGCGCUUGUGCACUAUUGGGUGCUUUAGAUGAGCUCAGUCAAGGGCGUGGCCUGCAGCCAGACCAGUUUCGAAUGCUGCUGCGGCGAUUGGAUGAUCUGAAGGAAGGGGCGGAGUCAAUGCGUGAGCCUGUAGAACUCAACGAAGCUGAUUUCCGCUGGCAGCGGCGCGUACUUUCGGCUGAGAACGCCGCCUGGGAGACCAGCAUCACUGAACGCAGCCCUGACAUCAGCAUCAGUGUCACGACUGACACGGGCCAGACCACUGUAGAGGGGGAGAUUGGUCAGACCACUCUGGAAGGGGAAAUGGGCCAGACCACUCCAGAGGAUUUUGGGGAGGGACAACGCCUACCAUCGCCGUCUAUCGGCGGGGCCGCAACGGGAGCUCGCCCGGAUCUGCCUGAAUGUGUACGAGACAGUGGCGUCCCAGAAGCCCCGUCCAGUACGGCCCCUCCCGAUGUAGUGCAGCGCAGUCACGGCUUGGCCUACCCUGACAUCACCAACUUUCUAUCUGUGGAGUCCCGGACACGCUCGCAUGGCUCACGGUACAGCGAAAGUAACUUCAGUGCGGAUGAGCAGGAGCUGUCGCGCUAUGAGUUCGAUUCGUGCGACCAGUACUCAAUGGCUGCAGAAAAGGACUCGGGACGCUCCGAUGUCUCCGACAUGGGGUCUGAUAACUGCUCUCUGGCUGACGAGGAGCAGACGCCGCGGGAGUGUCCCGGGCACCGUACGCUACGCACGGCUGCUCUGUCCCUGAAACUGCUGAAGAACCAGGAAGCAGAUCAACAGAGCGCCCGGCUCUUUGUGCAGUCUCUGGCUUCACUCCUGCCUCGCCUGCUGGGACUGCACAGCACCACCGAUGUAGACGUGUCCCUGCAGAACUUCUCUACCACCUUCUGUUCGGGUCUGCAAGCAGGUGGGGUUCAUUCUCCAGGUUUCGAGGGCAGUGAAAACCUGAAUUGUCAGGCUCUGAUGAAUGCGGAUGGAUUGUACCUGGUUUCCUAUUAUGCUUUACUGCUCAACCUCAAACUGUGCUGCUGUGACUUCUACCACCGGAAACCCACGUCUGCCCUGGUGUCUUUGAAGGAGUUUGUGCGUCAGAUCCAGAGCAGUGGGGUUCUGGUGGUUCUGUCUCAGGCCUGGAUCGAGGAGCUCUAUAACCAGGUCUUGGACAGAAACCUGCUGGGAGAGGCGGGAUACUGGGGCUCGGCAGAGGAGCAGUCUUUACCUCUCAUCACCAUGCUCACUGAUAUUGAUGGACUGGGCAGCAGUGCUAUUGGUGGUCAGCUGAUCAGAAAGGCCUCAACACAGUCGCCCUUUGCCUGUGACAAGAAUGGCAGUGACAACUUGGUGGCAGGUGUGGUAUUUGCCCGCUUUAUCCUGACCGGCUGCUGGAAAAACCUGAUCGACACGCUGUCCAUGCCGCUCACAGGACGCAUGGCGGGAAGCUCUAGGGGUCUCGCCUUUAUUCUAGGAGCCGAGGGAGUUAAAGAGCAAACUCAGAGGGAGAGAGACACCAUAUGCCUUAGCCUGGAUGGUCUACGCAAGGCUGCGGCUCUCAGCUGCGCUCUGGGUGUGGCUGCCAACUGUGCCUCAGCUCUUGCCCAGAUGGCAGCAGCAUCAUGUGUUCAGGAGGAGAAAGAGGAGAAAGAAUUGGGGGAGACUGGAGAUGCCAUUGCUCAAGUUAAGCAGCGUGUUGAACAGAAACUCGAGCAGAUGGGCCGCUGUCAGGGCGUGAGGCUUCACACGGCUCAUGUGCUCUGCAUGGACGCUAUACUCAAUGUGGGGCUGGAGAUGGGCAGCCAUAACCAUGACUGCUGGCCUCACGUGUUCAGAGUGAUUGAGUAUGUUAGUUCACUGGAGCACACCCACUUCAGUGACGGCGGCUCGCAGCCUCCGAUGGCCAUCACACAGGCAGCGCAGGCCGUGGCCGUGGACCUGGAGCUGGAGCUGAGUGGAGAGGCCAGUCCAGAGCUGGAGCUGGGUCUCAGCCAUCCCGUUAUCCAGCCGCUCUCCAUCCAGGAGCUCCUGAGGGAAAGCAGUCGCGGGAAAGCAGCGGACCUGCGGGGGGCCAGUCUGCUCACGGGCACCAGUGUGGCCAAAGCCGUCUGCACUCUCUCCACACAAGCUGACCGGCUGUUCGAGGAUGCCGUCAGUAAACUCAACCUCGUGGGUCUCGUGGGUUUCCUGCAUCAGCUCAGAAAAGCUUCACAGUCUCAACUGUUCGAUUCGGUCACGGAAACCGGAGACUAUUCCUUAGCCAUGCCAGGGGAGGCGAAGUCGACCCAGGACAAGCGCAGCGCCCUGCACCUGUUCCGGCUGGGAGAGGCCAUGCUUCGCAUCGUGAAGAGCAAGAGUCGACCUCUGCUGCACAUGAUGAGGGCCUGGAGUGUGGUGGCGCCGCACCUGGUGGAGGCCGCCUGUCAUAAAGAGCGCCACGUAUCCCAGAAGGCCGUGUCCUUCAUCCAUGAUGUUCUGAUGGAGGUUUUGAUCAGCUGGGCAGAACUGCCACACUUUCAUUUUAAUGAAGCUCUCUUCAGACCUUUUGAGCACAUCAUGCAGCUGGAGCUCUGCGACGAAGACGUCCAAGAUCAGGUGAUAACAUCCAUUGGAGAGCUGGUGGAGAUGUGUUCAGCUCAGAUCCAGUCUGGCUGGAGGCCGCUGUUCAGCGCGCUCAGAACCGUGCAUGGGAACAAAACUGAUAUGAAGGACUACCUGAUAGGAGAAUAUUCCAUGGGGAAGUCACAGGCGCCAGUGUUUGACGUCUUCGAAGCCUUCAUUAACACGGACAACAUCCAGGUGUUCGCCAACGCGGCCACUGACUACAUCAUGUGCCUUAUGAAGUUUGUGAAAGGUUUAGGAGAAGUGGACUAUAAGGAGAUCGGCGACUGUGUUCAUGCCAGUGGAUACAGCUCCACAGACCUGUGCCUGCCCGCCCUGGACUAUCUGAGGAAAUGCUCACAGCUGCUCGCCAGGAUCUAUAAGAUGCCAACCAAGCCGGUUUUCUUGGGUGCGCGUCUGGCCAGUCUCCCGAUGAGAGCGCAGGAGAGAUCCGUGAGCAGCGAGGAGGGCAUGGACUGUGUUUUAGCAGAGUUUGACGACGAUACAGGUCUGAUCCAGGUGUGGAUCCUCCUGUUGGAGCAGCUGACUGCAGCCGUGUCGAACUGUCCUCGACAGCAUCAGCCGCCGACACUCGAGCUGCUGUUUGAGCUUCUGCGGGAGGUCACCCAGAUCCCAGGGCCGGGGUUUGCCAUCUUCUCUGUCAUCCAGCUGCUUCUCCCGGUCAUGUCUCUGUGGCUCCAGCGCAGUCACGGCGAGCACUCGUACUGGGACAUCGCGGCGGCAAACUUCAAGCACGCCAUCGGACUGUCCUGUGAACUGGUGGUGGAACACAUUCACAGCUUCAUACAUUCAGAUAUUGGCUAUGAGAAUCUGAUUAACCUAAUGCUGAAAGAUCUCUUCAAACUGCUGGUGUCCUGUGUGGCAGAACCAGCCGAGACCAUCUCCAGAGUGGGCUGCUCCUGUAUCAGGUAUGUUCUGGUGAGCGCAGGGCCUGUCUUCACGGAGGAGAUGUGGAGGUUAGCAUGCUGUGCCCUGCAGGACGCUUUCUCUGCUACCCUGGAGCCUGUGAAGAAUCUGCUGGCUUGUUUCCGGAGCGGUUCGGACAGUUUCACUGGAGACGCGUGUGAGGUGAAAGUGGCGGCCCCGUCACACUCUCCUUCAGUAGAGGCCGAGUACAUGCGGAUCCGGGCCAUGGCUCAACAGGUGUUCAUGCUAGAUACGCAGUGCUCACCUAAAACUCCCAGCAACAAGGAAGGGUUUGAGCACGCUCAGUCCUGUGUGCUGAUUAUUGAGCUUCCAGCGGAUCCGCAGUCCAACGGGCAAGCGCAGAAGAGGAUUCCCUUCAGGACUCUGGUGGUGAGUUUGCUGUCCCAUCAGGUGCUCCUCCAGAACCUGUAUGAUAUCCUCUUGGAAGAGUUUGUGAAGGGCUCUGGGAUCCCUGAGGGCCAGGCCAGGGUCCCGGUAGUGCCGGAGCCCCGAGGCGCAGGCUUUCUCCGCUACAUCUCCAUGCAGAACCUGGCCAUCAUCUUUGACCUGCUGCUGGACUCGUACCGCACAGCGCGGGAGUUCGACACGCGUCCCGGCCUCAAGUAUCUGCUCAUGAAAGUGUCAGGCGUGUGUGGAGCUGCCAACUUAUACCGCCAAUCUGCCAUGAGCUUCAAUAUCUACUUUCAGGCUUUGCUGUGUGCAAUGCUGACGAACCAGGAGAACAUGACGGUGGAGCAGGUGAAGAAGAUCCUGAGUGAGGAAGAGGAGGGCGGCUCAGACUCCUCCCAGCAGUGCUCCUCCGAGGAUGAAGAUAUCUUCGAGGAGAUGGCCCAGGUGAGUCCUCCUCGUGCGCGGGAGAAGCGUCAGUGGCACGCUCGUGUCCCGUCUCUGAGCACGCAGCCCUCCAGCGGCGCAGACUGGGCCUGGCUGGUCAAACGCCUGCACAAACUCUGCAUGGACUCGUGCAACAACUACAUCCAGAUGCACCUGGACCUGGAGAGCAGUUUAGGAGAACAACCCACACACCGGGCCGACCCGCUCUUUUUCUUACCGCUUUUUAAUUCGGAGACGUCCACGCCCUCGACCGGGGGCCCGUCGGGUCACGGGACGCCCUCAGAGGACAGUGUCCGCCUUCACCUUGACGAAACGCCCUCGGAUGAGAUCCACAUCAGUCCCGGUGGGUCGAGUGCAAAUGUCCCCCAGCUGAGAGGAGACCGGAGAGACGGGGCCCGUAAGAAGGAGUGGUGGGAGAGUGCGGGAAACAAGCUGUACACCAUCGCCACCGACAAAACCAUCAGCAAACUCAUGAUCGAGUACAAGAAACGCAAGCAGCAGCAGCAGCAGCACAAUCACUCUGUGUUCCCCAAAGAUGCCAAAGCCGGAGAGAAGAGGGGCGAGGCGGGGACCCUGCGCGGGCCGGACCCCCCGGGACCCCCGAGGCCUCAGCAACUGGUGGAGCAGGGGCCGAUGCGACACUCCUUCAGCGCAGGGCCCGAGCUCCUGAGGCAAGAGAAGAGGACCCGAUCGGGCUCCACCGCCAGCUCGCACAACAUCUCCAUCAGAGACUCUGAGGCACAGAUACAGGCCUGGACCAACAUGGUCCUCACGAUCCUGAACCAGAUCCAGGUGUUGCCGGACCCCACGUUCAUGGCCCUCCAGCCAGCCGUGUUCCCCUGCAUCAGUCAGCUGACCUGUCAUGUGACCGACCUCAGAGUGAGGCAGGCGGUGCGCGAGUGGCUCGGGCGAGUGGGGCGCGUGUAUGACAUCAUCCUGUGAUGACCCGGCUCGUGUGCU
Molecule: messenger RNA, 6909 nt
Organism: Rhinichthys klamathensis goyatoka
Lineage: Eukaryota; Metazoa; Chordata; Actinopteri; Cypriniformes; Leuciscidae
Gene: arfgef3
Product: ARFGEF family member 3
Exons: 35
Coding region: 283-6891 (2202 amino acids)
Biological process (GO): regulation of ARF protein signal transduction
Molecular function (GO): guanyl-nucleotide exchange factor activity
Source: RefSeq, a predicted model, not a curated record